Colossoma macropomum (tambaqui) is the source of this 2114-nucleotide messenger RNA. RefSeq names its product matrix metallopeptidase 20a (enamelysin) (gene mmp20a). Gene Ontology annotation, cellular component: extracellular matrix. The record is from RefSeq and is a predicted model, not a curated record. Lineage: Eukaryota; Metazoa; Chordata; Actinopteri; Characiformes; Serrasalmidae. Gene Ontology annotation, biological process: collagen catabolic process; proteolysis; extracellular matrix organization. The coding region runs from base 317 to 1729 and encodes 470 amino acids. Gene Ontology annotation, molecular function: zinc ion binding; metalloendopeptidase activity. The transcript has 10 exons.
UUCACAUGCGGUAGAGGUGUAAAUUCCUCACUGUUCCAAAUAUAAAUUUGCUUAAGCAGUAUAACAUCUUGACAGGGUGUAAAAUCUCAAAUCAUUUUAAUCACACUCUGAUCAUUAAACCUUCUGAUGAAGCAAACAAGAUGUGAUCUCAUGUGAGCUCUUGUUUUAGAGGUGUGAUGACAGUAACCACUAAGUCCUUCAGGUAAACGCUGGUUUGAGGGCUUGGAGCCCACGUGAUCUUUCUAUCCUGAGCUACGGUGCCUUUUUUAAAGCCAUAGAGAGUCUGUUUUUGAGAAUAUUAUGGUGCUGGGUUAAAAUGGGUAGGCUAAGGUCUUGGAUCUCUUUGCUGAGUUGGCUAGUGAUUGUGGACAUUAUGUGGAGCUCACCUGUUCCUCCAGAGUCCAGGCCGAGCUCAGAGGACAUCCAGCAUGCAGAGGAAUACUUGAAGCAGUUCUAUCACUUAAAUGGAAGCCUUCGCAGGAAAAGGCAUUCCGAGGCCAUGGAGGAGAAAGUGAAAGAAAUGCAGAGGUUUUUUGGACUGGCAGACAGUGGUCAUCUGGAUGGUCAGACCCUUGCCAUUAUGAAAAAGGCCAGAUGUGGAGUACCUGACGUUGAGAAUUUCAGCUUCUAUCCAGGGCGACCCAAAUGGAAGAAUCACACCGUCACAUACCGGAUCGCAAAGUACACCACAGACCUGACGAGGAAAGAGGUGGAGACCUCUUUUCAUUUGGCAUUUAAAUUAUGGAGUGAUGUAGUUCCUCUGAAGUUCGUCAGAGUAAGCCAUGGCCAGGCGGACAUCAUCAUCACCUUCACCAGAAAGGCUCAUGGAGACUUCUUCCCCUUUGAUGGUCCGAGGGGAGUGCUGGCUCAUGCCUUUGAGCCUGGAGAGGGUGUAGGAGGAGACGUGCACUUUGAUGACGAUGAGCUGUGGACGGUGGGCCGCAGGCAGGCAGGCUAUGAUCUGUUCACGGUGGCUGCCCAUGAGCUUGGUCAUUCCCUGGGCCUUCAACACUCCAAAGACCCAUCUGCUCUUAUGUUCCCCAAAUACAAAUACCUCAGUUCAGCCAAGUACAAACUCCCAGAGGACGAUACUCUAGGGAUCCAGUCACUGUAUGGAAAGAGCACUAAAUACGUGGACACGCUGAUCUCCAAGAAGUGUCAUCCCAAUUUUUCGGUCGACGCUGUGGCAGUGGUUGGAGAUGAGACACUUUUCUUUAAAAACAGUCACUUAUGGCUGAGGACAAUGAGGAGAUCAUACUGGAACAGGCUGAGAGAGGGUCCUAUAAGUAAAUUUCUCCCAAGCAUCAUAUCACCUGUGGAUGCAGCAUAUGAGCUUCCAGCCAAAGGAGUGACUUUUAUGUUCACAGGUCCUAAAUACUGGGUGGUCCAGCAGUUAGGAAUCAAGAGUUACUAUGGCUCCAUCUAUGAAUACGGCUUCCCAGUGAGAGUGAGGCGAAUCGAUGCUGCUGUUCACAUCAGCAAAUAUGGCAAAACAUACUUCUUCACAAGAGACAUGUAUUACAGAUAUGAUGAACUCAGAAGAAGGAUGGAUCCUGGCUUUCCAAGGAAAAUCCACACAGACUGGCCAGGCGUUGUAGGGAGAAUCGAUGCUGCUUUUGAACUGAGGGGUGCUGUUCACUUCUUCAGUGGAUCAAAGGCGUUUGUCUUUGAUUACACAAAGGGCCGCGUCCUGUACGUUGUGAGAGCUAAUGUUUGGCUCGGGUGUUAAGUGUAAAAAGACAAGGGACAGAAAUCAACUGUGACCUCUGGAAGUUCAGGAAGGACAAUAAAGAUACGGAUGAAAUUUAUUUCCACUUCAACUCUGAAAUAUCAGGAUUAAGCAUAUGCUAGUUAACAGUGUUGUCAUGCACUUGAUGAAGCUUUAUGCCAAAGAGCAUGUCUUUGUAUUGCCAUGAUAAUGACAUCUAAGAUUUAUUGUUUAAAAAAACAAAAAAAUUAUUAUAUAAUUGUUCAACCAUUUAUAAGGAUCUGCAAUGUGACUGUUCAAGAUGUACAACUCCUGGAAUUUUUCUUUAAAACAUUUACAAGGUUCUUUGUAGUACAUCAGUUAUGAGAUCAGGGAGACAAUACAAGUCACUUUUUCUUGCAUAAGA